Messenger RNA from Peronospora farinosa, 597 nucleotides. Lineage: Eukaryota; Oomycota; Peronosporomycetes; Peronosporales; Peronosporaceae. The record is from the annotation of a GenBank genome assembly.
AUGCUACGACAUGGUGAAUCGGGCGAUUGGAUUGGGACAUUUGAAGGACAUAAAGGGGCGGUCUGGAGUGCGAAAUUAGACCCGGACGCAACUUUUGGCGCCCGACCGGCAAGUGUGACGUUUACACUGGACGGAAUGCGACUCUUGACUGGCGGACACGAAAAAGUCCUGCGGGUGUUUGAGAUGGGACAGAUUAAAGACCAAUUAGAAACGUACAAAACAGAUGGUCGGACGGGAAUCGUGGUGGUACCACCGCUCCCAUUGGUGGAAAUGGAAACAGCUCAGCCCAUUCGAAAAAUUGUCGUACUUAAUUUAUCAACUUCAGGAGUGCAUGCAGAUGUAAUGGAUAUGGAAGCUUCAAGAGAUGGAAAAGUGUUGACGGUUGCAGCUGGAAAAGAGGUGUAUUUCUAUGAUGUGGACAAGAAUUUUGAACUGCUGCGUUCCUUUCCAAUGCCGAUAUCAUUUUUGCAGAGGAAGGAGGAGCAUCAUUGCAUCCGACUGAAAACAAGACAAUUGCUUGAGGAACGCAUACAAGGGACAUCAUGGACCAUCUGCGUGCGACGUCCCAUUGCAGACACAAUUGGGAGUUCGAGUUGA